UUUAGCUUUUCCUUAUCUUUCUUACUGCUAAUGCUUCCCCAGCUCCUCAAGCUCCUUCUCAUCCUAUUUUGUACUUUUUUUGUAAGUAAAUGUUUCAUCCCCCUUUGGAUUGUAAACUCCUCCAGGUCAGGGGUUUCACUUUUGGCUUUGUGUCUCUAGCGCCUAGCCAAGUGCCUGGCACAUAAUAGGUGCUUAAUAAAUGCUUGUUGAUUGGAAGCUUUUCCAACAUGACCGGACUAGUCAGAGCUUAUACUGUCGGCCUUCAAGGCCCCAGGAGUUACUGCCAUAAUGAAAAAUUGGAAGCCUUUAGUGUACUGCUUCUCCAACUAUUCGUUCCUUUUGAGUUUCUGAAUUGCUGAAAGGUAAGGUUCCUUUCUGCCCACAACGCAGAGAGAGGUCUGAGGUCUAGAAUUUAGCUAUUUUACUGGCUUGUUUGUUGUUUGAGUAAGGAAACAGGUCUGGAGACUUGAGAAUUUUUUUUAAUCCCUCUUUCCCAUUAAUUUUAUUUUUAAAAAUGAUAGUAUUUUUAUUUAAAGUUUUGAGUUCCAAAUUCUAGCCCUCCCUCCCCUGAGGUGGUAAGCAAUCAGAUAUAGGUACAUGUGAAACGAGAAAUUUUAAUGAUUUAUCACUCACCAGCCCCGUAUCACAGACCACUGGAUUUUUUCUUCCAUGUGAGCUUCCUCUUUUGUAAAAAUGUGAUUCCCUUUGCCCUACCGACCUCACAGGGUUCUUAUUAGGACAAAAUGAUUUACUGUUUUGCAAAGUAAAAAAGCAUUACUUAAAUUUAAAAUAACACUACUGUUUGGGUAGAUCAUAGAACUAUGGGGUUUUUGCACCCUAAAUGAGAUUAGCAUCGCAGCAAGGACUGGAGUAGUACGCGCCUUCUUAUGACAUGAAGACUUAGUCCGGCCUACAACCAGAAGUUGUUCUUUAUCUCCGCCCAAAGUGAGGAAGGACUGGGCUCAAAAUUCCUCGCCAGAUGAUGCAGAGAAGUAGACUACUCUUUCACCCUUUUAGGGGCGCGCUUCUACUUUACUUCAAAUCCUACAGCUGUGCUCCCCUGGCCCAAUCAGCAGGGAUCGCGGGCUGCCCCUCCUCUUUCCCGACGCCAGCCAAUCUGGAGCCUUUUUGGUGGGCUCGGCGGUACCGCCUGGGCGGAAAGGGCGGGCCUCGUAAUCAAAGAAUGCGGUGGUAAAGUCGCGAAGCAGCUUUGUGCGCAUGCGCACAGUGACCCGGUUCCCUUUUCCCUUCAUCGGCUCUCUAAUCCUUCUGCCGCAACCGAACACAAUACGAGGGUGAGGCGAAGAACUCCGUCGCCUCUGGGCUCUGCUUGGCUUCCCUUCCACUCCUCGCUCCACGUCGCUGCCGCUGGUUCGGGUAGAGAAGAGGUUUUCUGCGGUAAGAAUGAGGUCCCAUUCUAAGGAGUCCUACGGGUGACACCUGUGGCUAUCUUGACACAUUUCCUUUUGCUAGGAGCAUUUUGAGGUCAUCUUGCUGGUGGCAUUUUUUAAAAAUCCACUUUUACCAAUUUCAAUUUGUGUGGCAGGAUUUAAGUGUGAUGGAAAACUUUCGACGCAUAGCUGAUGAGUCAUUUCCAAGCGGUUUAACUAAUUCAUUGAUCAGUAACAACAGCGGGAUUUUGGAAAAUGUCAGCAUUUCUUCAAAUCUUGGCCUACCUAUUGCUGUUUCAACAGUUGAUAGAAAAAGAUAUUGUUAUGAUGAUAGGCCAGAUGUCAGUAGAUUUACUGGAAAUCAACGCAUGUCAGAUAUUUUCACAAAAGACCUGUCUCACCAGCAUGAGAAUAUUGACAGAUUGCCAACUGAGAGUAUCAGAGCUGCAAAUUCCAUUCAAGGCAAAGAUAUUUUUGAAAGAAUGUCACCACUGGAUCAGGUGAAAGAUUUAUCCAUUGAUGGGCGUUUUCCCCCAUAUUUGAGAAGCAGCGAAAACGAGAUUGACCCCCGAAGGCCAUUAUUUGAAGAAGAAAGAAGCCUUUUAAUAAAUGAGAAGUUAAUAUCAUUUAGAAGCUUGGGAGACUCUUCUGAUGAAGACAUUGAUGAUGAAGAGUUUUAUGAUGAUCAUUUGGAAGCAUAUUUUCAACAGUUAGCAUUCCCAGAAAUGCUAAAAGAAGAUCAAGAAGAACAGGAACUUCUAGAAUCUAGCCCAUCUCUUAGGAUAUCAAAUGAUCAUUCCACCCAGGUAAAUGAAAAUAAUAGACCAAGUUAUAGACCCAAAUCAGAAGAUAGCAUCUCUGUGUAUUCUCUUGGAACACAAAUUGUUAUGAAAUCUGAACUUAACUCCAGACAGUGUGAAGAGAGUUCUGUUAAUCCACUUGUCUCUGAGAUUGAAGGCUGUAUUGAAGAAGAUAAAAGAAAUACAGAUGAUGUGCCAUUGUUUCCUUCUAAUAUAUGGGGAAUUGAAAAAAAUAGACCAAGAGAAGAAAAUGAUACUUCAGUAUAUAAUUCUUCAGUGGAUAAUGUUCCAUAUUGUGAGGACAAAAAUAUGAAUCAAGGUAAUUUUGAUCUUCACCCCUUAAAAUUGGGGGUACAGUCUGCUUAUGAAAAUAAGGCUGUAUCAUCAGAGUCUGAAGCUCUGUUGCACUUAGCUGAUGGAUCCUUAGAUGAUGAUAUAACUUCUAAAAUAUCCAUUCAAAAAAAUGUGAAUACAAAUUCUAAGGAGCUUCUUGAAAACGGGUUUAGUCCAGUUGAUGCUUACUGGUCACCUACUACAGAAAGGAGAAUUUGCGAGAAUUGGAACUCCAGUGAUAAGAAUAAAAAAGAAGGUGCUUCACCACAUAGUGUGGUCUAUCAAAAUGAAGAAGGUAAAUGGGUGACUGACCUUGCCUAUUAUACUUCCUUUGAUGAAGAACGAGAUUUAAAUCUUUGUAGAGAUAAUGAAGUAAAUGAAGAAUUCAGAACUGGAUCUGAAGCAGUGGCUUUGAUUGCUCAAGAUGAAGAAGAAUUUGAAAGAGAACACAGAUUUAUGCAGGAAGAGAAAAUAGAUCUUCAGAGCACUUCAGGUGCCCUAAGGGAUACAUCAUGGAGUCCAUCUGUUAAUUAUAAUAUAUUGAGGAGAUCAGUAACGACAUCUGAUAUGGCUGGUGAUGAUGCCAGUUAUUUGCGGCUUUCUUUAGGGGAGUUCUUUGGUCAGAGAUCUGAAGCACUUGGCUGCCUUGGAGGGGAUAUUAAUGUGAGAAGGCCAUCGUUUGGUUACUUUAUUACAUCUCCAGAAAAAAGAGAACCUGUAGCUCUAUUGAGGGAAUCUGAUGUGUCAGCAGACAAUUUAGAGCAAGAUCAAGAGCAGCAUGUUCUUUUUUCAGAAGAUAUAAAAGAAAAAUCCAGGGAGCCAGUAUGUGAUGGAUCAGCUACAUUUAACACUGAUGAUUUGGAGACCACUUUACAAAUAGAUGAAAAUGAUAGUAUUUUUAAAGGAAGAGCAGAGGACACUUUGGUCAACACAAGCAACAAUGAAAGACAUGAAGACAUGAUUCCUGAUUCUACUGAUACUAUACUCCAUAUAAGUACCAUUGCUUCAGCUAUUGCUAAUGCUUCAGUGAGUGCUGAUCCUUCCCAGUUAGCUGCUAUGAUAAUGGCACUUUCAAAUAAAAGCAAACAGAAGAUUUUUCUAGAAGCUAGUAAUAAAGAGAGGGACUUUUCUUUUGUGAAUCAAAUGUUACCUAGUCAUUUAGAAAGUAAUGGAACCAAUACAUUUGAUAUGGAGAAAUACCUCAAAAAAACAGAAGUUAGUAGAUGUGAAGGCAAUUCUGAUAACUUUUUGAAAACUGGGUUAUCUGGUAUCUGGGAUUUGUCCUUAUCCAAUAAACAAACCAUGCAAGAUUUUCUUGAAGUAGAUUUACACACUGACAGUGUAAAUGUAAGGGAACCAAAAGAAAGUCCACAUGUUAUUUUUAAUAAAGAAACAGAAAUAGAAAGUCAGGAGUCAUUUGGUACAUCUAAUUUAAGUGAAAAUAUUGAAAAACACUGGGGUAACAAACAGUGUGUAGAAAACGCUCCUGAUAAAAUGAUUGCUAAACAUUUAUUACCCAAACAAAUCUUGGCAAUUGGGAGAAGUAAUAUAAGAGAAUCCUUAAUGGAUGAUACUACAGAAAGUGAAAGGCCACUCAAAGCUCAGUCUUCUUCAUUAAAGCAGAUUGCAAACAAAACUAUGAGCCCUCUAAAUUCACUUCUUGCUAGUGGGGAUAGAGAGACAGUUGAUAAAAUGAUUUCCAAAAUACCAGAUGUUGGUAGAGGUGAAAAACCUGAAUUGAUCAGCACUCCAAAGCCUAGUAGUUGUUUGCCAAUGAGAAAUUCUACCACAACAUCGAACUGGACAUCUGUAGAAUGUAAAGAAAUACAUGAUAGAGAAAUCCAGAGGCAAAACAAGGACAAUUGUGAGCCACACAGCAAUGACAAACAUAUGACCUUUGAACAAUCGCCUGAAUUUUGCCUCCAAAAUGUUGGAACAAACCAUUGUUUAACAAAUUUGAAAAACACCUCUCCUGAACGGGAUGCGCAGUGUUUAGAAGAUGAACGAUUUAGCUUUAGACCUUCAACUUCACCACUGAUUCAUUCUUCUCCUAGUGAAGUUUCAGAAACACCUAUGUCAGUAACUGAAUCAAAUUUUCUUAGCUCAUCAAGUCAUCUUCAGAGACCUUGUGAUGAUAGUAUAUUACCUCAGUCUGUAUGUUCAAGUCCUAGUAUAGCUCGGUUAACUUACAUCUCUGUCCGUGAUGGCACCUUUCCUUCUACAGUUGUUGGUGAUAUUUCUGGGAACAGUCAGAGUGAUGCUCCUGGUGAACUGAGCACAACAAUUAUUCGAGCCAGUCCAACUCCUUUGGAAGUGCAGGCUGUGGAAAAUAUAAAAGAGAAGACUCCAUUACAAAGCAGUGAUAAAGUCUCAAGUGUUAAUUCAAGCAGCUUGGAUAAGAACAGAGAAACAGAUCAGCCUGAUACUUCUGGUGGCAUAACUGAAGAUGUACUAUCAAACUCUAAAGUUUCUGAGCACUCUUCUCUUAGAAGUGCCCAGCGGUUCCCUCCUAAUGAAUUGAGCCAAGGAAUUGGGCCUUUACCAAGCAAAUCUUGUCUCUUCCAUCCACCUUUGUCAACUAAGGUAGAUACACCUGUGUCUUGCCAGGACUGUGUGACCCAAAGUCAAGAAUUAACCUCUACAAAUAUGUUACCACCAUACAGUGGUUUAAGCAGCCACAUUCCAUUACCUCAGAAUACUUCAGGUGAUCAAUAUGUGACAGUUCCCAGCUUUAACUCUCAGGGACCUACUUCUGAAAUGCCGGCUUUGUCUGGUACAGUUCCCACACUCCUUAAUAGGAAUUCUCUUACAACAACAUUUAAUCAACAGCAGUAUUUGGGAACUGUAUCAACAGGAAAUGUUGCUUUGCCUCGAUAUCACAUUGGCAGUUCAACAGUUUGUGGCCAUUCUGGAGGAUAUCCUUGUACUGCCAUUCCAGGAGAACACAUUCAGAAUUCUGUUGCAGUAGGAAUGUGUCUAGGACGUAAUGUUGGUUCUGGAUUAUUGGGUCCUACUUCCCUUUGUAGUGCUCAUUCUAAUACAGUACAUCAGAAUCUUUUAAGUACUGCAAAACCAUUUUCUGGGCCUCCCAUUGGAACUUAUGGAAUUGAACCAUGGGACUCACAAAUUGCAUCGGCAUUUGGUAAUGUCAGAGUGCCUGAAGAAUUGAAGUUUCCUCAUGCAUGUUGUGUGGGCAUUGCUUCUCAAACCAAUCUUAGUAUUUUUAAUCCAACUGAUCGUUGGUUACAGGUCACCAUUGGAAUACUUAGCAUAACUGUUGAUGGUGAAAAGGUAGAUCUCUCAACAUACCAUUGUUUGGUUUUCAAGAAUAAAACUGUUAUAGGACCACAUACUACAGAAGAGAUAAAAGUGCUUUUCGUGCCAACUCACUCUGGGAUUUUCAGAUGUGUGUUAAGAGUUUCUUCCUGGCCUGUUUCAUCAGAUCCAGAUACAAUAGCCCAGGCAGAAGCUUUAGCAAGUAGGGUUGUUUUAACAGCUAUUGCUGAAAAUCCUGUUGUGGAGGUGGAAACCAUCAAGACAGACUUACUUGAUUUUGGAGAUCUAACUUACGGAAGUUGGAAAGUUCUUCCAUUAAAAUUGAUAAAUAAGACUCAUGCUGUUAUUCCAAUUAGGCUCAUCAUCAAUGCGAAUGCUAUAGCUUGGCGUUGCUUUACAUUUUCUAAGGAACCAUUUAAUGCUUCUUUAGAAACUGCUCUUCAAAGUGAUGUAAUUGCUCAGCUCACAGCUCCUUCUGUUAUAAACCAUGUGAUGUAUGCCAGUCGUGAUGGACAUGAUCCGGAAUUUCUGAAGAUCUGGGUUAUUUUCCAUGGUCCAAAACAACAGAUCUCUGCUUCAGGGAACCUGGGCCCAGCAGAAGAAUUUUUGGCAAGAAUUGAUGUGGAAGUUGAUAGCCCAAGCCCUACUACUGUUAUUAAAAGUGUUGCUCUUCGAGCAAGAGUAGGAAUAGCUAGGAUACAUGCUCCAAAAGACUUGCAGAGUAUGCAUUUGUUUGCCAGUGUGGGUUCAUCAACAAAGCAAUUUUUGCCUUUGAAAAAUGCUGGAAAUAUUGGUGUCUACUUAAAUAUUAAGAUUUCAGAUCAAUUCAAUCACUUUUCUGUAAACCCAGAGAAUCUCUUUCUUAAACCUGAAGAGGAACAAGAAGUUGCAGUUUCAUUUACUCCGAAGGAUUUCAAAAUUUAUGAAGAAAGCCUCUUGAAAAUACUAGUGCAGCCAUCUGGGCCUCAGUAUGAAGUAGUGUUGAAAGGUGAAGUAAAUUCUUUAGGAAAUAAGUAUCCAACACCCGCACCUUCAUCUCACUACUCAGAUGUUCCACCUAUUUUAUCUAACAAGCAGUUCAUGACAUGGGGAGGUGUCUCACUUGGAAGAACACAUCUUCAGAAACUAGUACUCAGAAAUAACUCUUCAUCUACAACUCAGCAUUUACGUCUGCUGAUAAGAGGACAGGAUCAAGAUUGCUUUCAGCUUCGGAAUACUUUUGGUUUAGAAGAACGGCUAACAAGUAAUUGUGAAAUCAGAAUUCGUCCAAAAGAGGACAUUAACAUCUUCAUGUUGUUUGCACCAACCCGAAUAUCUUGCAUGCUGGCUAAACUUGAAAUUAAACAACUAGAAAUUCGAUCACAACCAGGCAUUAAAUUCAAUAUACCAUUGUCUGGCUAUGGAGGAACAAGUAAUCUUAUUUUGGAAGAUGUUAAAAAACUCUCAGAUAGUUACAUGGUAACAGUAAAUGGUCUAAUACCUGGAAAAGGAAGUAGAAUUGUUUUCUCUGUGAGAAAUACAGGUUCUCGAGCAGCCUAUGUUAAAGCAGUAUGUUUUAAGGACUCCCAAGCAAAAGUUGUUUUGGAUCCUCAAGUGAUGAGAAUUUUGCCAGAUAAAUUUGUACUCAAGGAAAGAGCACAAGAGAUGAUCACUUUAAUAUAUAAUCCAACUGAAAAGGAGAAAAAUUGUCAAACUACAGCAUCGCUAUUGUCAACAGUAUACUUCUUUGGUGGAGAUGAAAUAUCAAGACAGCAAUAUCGAAGAGCUUUGUUACGUAAGCCAGAAGUGGUGGAACAAAUACUUCCAGAACAUAGCUUCCUGAGGAACAUUUGUUUUGAUGAAGCAUUUCAAGAAGAACAGCUCAUAACUGAAGUGUAUGAUCUUCCUGACCGGCCAAAUGACGUCCAGUUAUUUUAUGGAAGCAUGCAUAAAAUGAUUCUUUCUGUAAUUGGUGACUUUACUGAUACAAGUUCUAAUCUUGGUUCUCUUCAGAAUUGUUUACAACACAACUUAACCACCGAUAGUGAAUCCAGAAAUUCUGAGAGACAUAUCAACAAUGUUUCUUUGGAUGUUCUUCCAGUUAAAGGACCCCAAGGUUCUCCCCUUCCUUUACAAGCUGCUGAACCAGGUCAAAAUAAAUUAAUUUCUCAACAAGCAUGGACUGUUCAACCAGAGCACUUAAUUCUGAAAGCUCUUUCUGUUUGUGGCAUGACAAAAACUGGACAGUUACAUAUUUUAAAUAAUUCUGUUAGGUCGCUGAAAUUUGAACUCUCUUGGCCAGCUCAUUGUCUUACAAUAACACCGCAGCAUGGAGUUAUUGACCCAGAGAGUAGAGUACUAAUUCUUGUAAGUCCUAAUUCAUCACUUGCCACAAAACCCUCAGCAUUUCCUUGGAGUGGUCUGAUCUAUAUACAUUGUGACAAUGGACAAAAGGUUGUAAAGGUACAAAUUCGAGAAGACAUUACUAAGGAAGAUCCUUCAUCACUCUUGGCCUCCAAACAAAUUUUAAGAUCUGAGUCUCCAGUGAGUCAUAUGGUAAAACCAUUUAUAAAACCACCCUCAACAAAAGCUGAAAUAAAAACUAAAACCAUCACUUUUCCUGAAACAGAACCUGGUGAAACCUCAGAAAGUUAUCUAGAACUUGAAAAUCAUGGUGAUGAAGAAGUAAAGUGGAAUUUAUCAUCUUUUGUGCCACCUUAUGUCAAGGAUGUUGAUGAGAGUGGAGAUGUCUUUAGAGCUGCUUACACAGCUUUCAGAUGUUCUCGUAUUUCCGGUACAUUAGAAGGUCACGGAAAACAAAAGGUUGCCAUCACUUUUUUACCAAGACAUAGAGGGAAUUAUGCUCAGUUUUGGGAUGCUGAGUGUUAUCCAAGUGCAGCACCUCACAUGAAACAUACACUAAGAUUUCAGCUAUGUGGACUAAGUAUUAGUCCAGAAAAUAUAUCUGAAAGAAUUUCCACAAAUGCUCUUGUAAAAACAGAUAAUCUAGCUAGGUCCAGAAGACGAGGUGGCGCUGAGGCUUCUGUUCCUACUACUCGGCAAAUUGACUUGACUCAGCGAGGAGUUUAUGCCCCACAAGAUAUUUACAUAUUUCUUCCAGCUAGAGUUGGAGAAACAAGAACUAUAAAAGUCAAUUUAAAGAAUAAUUCUUUCUCUACUCAUUUGCUGAAAUUUUUAAGUCCCAGAGAGCCUUUCUACAUCAAGCAUUCAAAAUAUUCUUUGAGAGCUCAGCAUUAUGUCAACAUGCCAGUCCAAUUCAAACCAAAGUCAGCAGGAAAAUUCGAAGGUCUCUUAGUGAUUCAAACAGAUGAAGGCAAAAGUGUUGGUAUUCGACUGGUUGGUGAAGCUCUUGAAAACGUUUAACUGGAAAGCAGCUUGUGUAAAAUAAAUUGUUAUAAUAGCUUCCUCUUUUUUCUAUGCCAAAAUAAUGCUUUUGUAAAUGUUUUGUAUUAUAAAUUGAGCUAUGUUUAACAAUUCUGUUUCUGCUCUAAUAUUGAAGACUACUGAAAUAUCAUGUUUCUCUUACAUUAUUGCACGUAUUUUUACAAAGGAGGAAAAUGUUCUAUUUUUACAUGAUUAUUAUUUGCCAAUAAAGAUGUAUUUAUUUUAAUGCACUGUAUUCAGAAGUAAACAGUUUUUAGUGAGCUUGGCUGCAAAGGUCAAUUACUGUGUUGCUAUGUAUUGCACCUUAAUUUUGUUAAAUCCCUGAACCUUUUUUUUUCUUGCUCUUUAACAUAGUCUUCCC
This is a messenger RNA of Dromiciops gliroides (monito del monte), 9545 nucleotides long. It is a transcript of the gene CEP192, whose product is annotated as centrosomal protein 192. The record is from RefSeq and is a predicted model, not a curated record. Gene Ontology annotation, molecular function: protein kinase binding. Lineage: Eukaryota; Metazoa; Chordata; Mammalia; Microbiotheria; Microbiotheriidae. Gene Ontology annotation, biological process: centrosome duplication; protein localization to centrosome; mitotic spindle assembly. Gene Ontology annotation, cellular component: cytoplasm; centriole; pericentriolar material. The transcript is spliced from 45 exons. The coding region runs from base 1559 to 9163 and encodes 2534 amino acids.